Molecule: messenger RNA, 438 nt
Organism: Gastrolobium bilobum
Lineage: Eukaryota; Viridiplantae; Streptophyta; Magnoliopsida; Fabales; Fabaceae
Exons: 3
Coding region: 1-438 (145 amino acids)
Source: RefSeq, a predicted model, not a curated record
AUGAGCAAAUGUGCUUCUGGAGUAGAAAAUAUUGAAUAUUUGGGGCAUAGAGUGUCUCGCCUGGGGGUGCAGGCAGAUGGCAAGAAGAUUGAAGCAAUGAUGUCAUGGCCAAGUCCUAAAUCGGUCAAGCAGCUUAGGGGUUUCCUAGGCUUAACAGGAUACUAUCGUCGAUUUGUAAGGCAGUAUGCUACCCUUGCUGCCCCAUUAACCGAUCUAUUGAAACAAGGAGCUUUCAAAUGGUCUGCAGAAGCACAAUUGGCAUUUGAUCAAUUGAAAUUAGCUAUGUCCAGUACUCCUAUUUUAACAUUACCGGAUUUUCAAAUACCAUUUGUUUUGGAAACUGAUGCUUCUAACACAGAUGAACCAAAUGCGCUGAUUGAGGCAAUUGGAUCAACCUUAAUUGACCAACCUUUGGAGCAAGCAAUGGAGAUGGAUUAG